GCUCCCAGCCCUGCAGGCGAGUGGGAUCCGCGGAGGAUGGCUCAGGCGGAGGGCGGGAACCUGGCCGAGGCGCGGGCUCGGGUGGGGGCCUUACACGGCAUCACCGACCUGGACCACAAACUGCACUUCUAUGAGCGCUGGGCUCCGGACUAUGACCAGGACGUGGCCACCCUGCAGUACCGUGCCCCGUGCCUCGCAGUGGACUGCCUCACUCAAGCCCUUCCAGUCCCACCUCAUGCUGCCCUGAUCCUGGAUGUGGCCUGUGGCACCGGCCUGGUGGCUGCUGAGCUGCAGGCUCGGGGCUUCCUCCAGCUGCAUGGAGUGGACGGGAGCCCAAAGAUGCUGGAACAGGCCCAAGCCCGGGGCCUCUACCAGCACCUCAGCCUCUGCACCUUGGGCCAGGAGCCUCUGCCCAGUUCUGAAGGGACCUUCGAUGCAGUGCUGAUAGUGGGGGCCCUCAGUGAUGGCCAGGUGCCCUGCAGUGCCAUACCUGAGCUUCUUCGAGUAACCAAGCCAGGGGGGCUGGUGUGUCUGACCACCAGGACCAACCCAUCCAACCUGUGCUACAAGGAGGCACUAGAGGCCGUGCUGGACAGGCUGGAGCAGGCCGGGGCAUGGAAACGCCUCAUGGCCUGGCCGUGGACCGGUGGGAACUGGCCACCUCCGAGCUUGAGAUGGGCCCUGGAACUUCUGACAGGGAUGGCUUCAUCUCUGGCAUCAUCUACCUGUACCGAAAGCAGGACAUGGCCCAGGAGGAGGGAGUGGGGCCCAGUCCUCAGCCCCCGGCCAACCUCUGACCCUCUACCUGACCUCAGCCAGGCCCGUCCUCGGGCCUCCUGUGCUUCAUCUGUAAAAUGGGGCCCCUGUGUCCACUUGCCCCUCCGGGAGUUCUACUCUAUUAAAUGAGUCCCAGAAGGGGUCUCAGGACUCUG
Molecule: messenger RNA, 932 nt
Organism: Nyctereutes procyonoides (raccoon dog)
Lineage: Eukaryota; Metazoa; Chordata; Mammalia; Carnivora; Canidae
Gene: METTL27
Product: methyltransferase like 27
Molecular function (GO): S-adenosylmethionine-dependent methyltransferase activity
Source: RefSeq, a predicted model, not a curated record